Microcebus murinus (gray mouse lemur) is the source of this 2702-nucleotide messenger RNA. Lineage: Eukaryota; Metazoa; Chordata; Mammalia; Primates; Cheirogaleidae. The record is from RefSeq and is a predicted model, not a curated record.
UGGGGCGCGGCGUCCCGGCCGCCCGGUUACCUGGCAACAGGACGGAGCGGAAUGCGUAGGGGAAGGCCGUUUGGAGAGAGGCCUGAGCAGAAGGGAUGAGCCCGGGAAAGCAGCAGGAGGAGAAGGAUGAGGUCGACUCCGUUCUCCUUUCUGCGUCCAAGAUCUUAAAGUCCUCGGAGGGAGUAAAGAACAGUAGUUGCAGUGAAACAGAACAUGGCUGCACAUCAGAAUCAGAAAAUCAAAUCCAACCACAAUCGGCACUGAAAGUCCUUCAGCAUCAGCUGGAAUCCUUUCAGGCUCUGCGAAUGCAGACUUUGCAGAAUGUUAGCAUGGUACAAUCUGAAAUCAGUGAAAUAUUGAACAAAAGUAUUAUUGAAGUAGAAAACCCUCAAUGUAGCUCAGACAAAAAUCUAGUAUUCAGCUCACGCAUUGAAAAGGAUUUGGAAGAAUGGACCAUCAGAGAUGAAAAUAAGGAAAUUCCUGUCUUGAAAACCUUAAAAGAUCCUAUAGAGAAUCAAGCAGGAAUCCUCUCUAUGGAGAAAAUGCAUCAUUUUGAAGAUUCUAGGACUCUUCAUUCAGUGGAAGAAAAAUUCAUUAGUGAUAAUUUUAACAGUCUUCCUCAAAAUGUAAAUAUUCCAUCCCAGACCCAUUUCAAUGGCAUAUUAACUCUGAGAAAUUCAACAGAUAAUUCAUCUUUAAAUGUAAUUGUGAACCCUUCAGAAAAUUCUGAAAUGUUGAAAAAUUAUAAUAACCUUCAUAAUUUUCUACCUACUGCCCCUCAAAAUGUGAUGUCUCAAGCUGAUACAGUAAUUCUGGAUAAAUCCAAAAUUACUGUGCCUGUUGUCAAGCAUGGAUUUUGUGAAAAUUUGGAUGAUAUUUGCUACUCUAUCAAACAAAUGAAGGAAGAGCUUCAAAAGUCACAUGAGAGGGAAAUGGCACUUACAAAUGAACUUCAAGCUUUAAAAACUGAUACAAAUAUUCAAAGGAAUGGUAAAUAUGACCUUCCCCCUAUUCAGAAGGAAAAAACUAACUUUAUUAAGGAAGAAAACACAGAAGGUAACUUAAAUGAAGAUAUAAAAUCAAAGAGGAUUUCAGAAUUAGAGGCAUUAGUAAACAAAUUACUUCCAUUCAGGGAAACUGUGUCAAAAAUCCAUGUGAAUUUUUGUAGAAAAUGUAGAAAGUUAUCUAAGAGUGAAAUACACAGGGGAAAGAAGAAUGAGAAAAACAAUAAGGAAAUUCCCAUCACAGGCAAGAGUAUUACAGAUUUAAAAUUCCAUUCCAGGGUACCAAGAUAUACACUGUCAUUCCUUGACCCAACAAAAUAUGACAUGAAAGACCAAGAAAGGCAACCAUUUAUAACAAAACAAGGAACAAUAAUAUUUGAAAAUCAGAAAACAUCCAAAGUCAAUUCUGUUACUGAGCAGUGUGUUGCAAAAAUUCAAUACUUACAGAAUUACCUAAAAGAAUCUAUGCAGAUACAGGAAAAAGUAAUAGAACUGGAGAAUGAAAAUUUAGACCUUAAGACCAAAAUAAAACCUCUUGUCUUUACCACACAAUCUCUGAUACAGAAAAUUGAAACAUAUGAAAAACAACUUAAGAAUCUGAUAGAAGAAAAGAGCAUUAUUCAGUCUAAUUUAAUUAAAACAGAAGAAGAAGGCAAGGAGUGUCUUAAAGAAUUAAAAAAAAUAAUCAGUAAAUAUAAUGUUCUCCAAAGCCAAAAUAAAACUCUAGAGGAAAAAAAUAGCCAACUCUCUUUGGAGAAACAACAAAUGAUAGAAGCAUUAGAUCAACUAAAAAGUAAGGAACACAAAACUCAAAAUGAUAUGGCUGUUGUCAGUAAUGAAAAUAAUCGAAUGAAUAUAGAAAUGGAAGCAAUAAAAACAAAUAUUCUGUUGAUUCAAGAUGAAAAACAAAUGUUGGAGAAAAAAACAUACCAGCUUCUAAUGGAAAAAAGCUCACAUGAAAAUGAACUAAAAGAAAAUCAGUUAGAGAUAAUACAGCUAAAAGAGAAAGAAAGACUAGCAAAAACUGAACAAGAGACACUUCUUCAAAUAAUAGAAACAGUUAAAAAUGAAAAACUUAAUCUUGAAACAACAUUACAAGAAUCUACUGCUGCUAGACAAAUGAUGGAAAGAGAAAUUGAGACUAUCCAAACCUACCAAUCUACUGCAGAAGAGAAUUUUCUGAAAGAAAUAAAAAAUGCAAAAUCAGAAGCAAGUAUUUAUAAGAAUAGCUUGUCAGAAAUCAGCGAGGAAUGUGAAAUGUUAUCAAAAAUGGUAAUGGAAAUUAAAACAGAUAAUGAGAUUCUAAAAGAAGAACUAAAGAAAAAUAGUCAAGAAAAUAUGAAAUUUGAAAACAGCAUCAGUAGACUUACUGAAGACAAAAUACUUUUGGAAAACUAUGUAAGAAGUAUAGAAAAUGAAAGGGACAACUUGGAAUUUGAGAUGCGGAAUCUUCAACGAGAAUAUUCAAGUUUAAGUGAUAAAAUUUGUAGUCAGCAUAAUGAUCUAUCAAAAACAGCUUACAUUUCCAGAAGAGAGAAAUUCCAUUUUGACAACUAUGAUACUUAUGACAACACUUCCAGUCCUAGGAGUAGGCCAUUAGCUCCUGAUUUGAAAGAUUUUCAGAAGAUGAAAAAGAACUUCCCAAAGAGAAGACAGGUACAUGGAAGGAGCCAAGAUUUCUAAAAUCGGCUUUUUAAA